GCUGCUGCUGCUGCUCCGUGUUCGAGGCUACAACUCCCAAAUUUAAAAACCUCCCUCAGAGCACAGCGCGUGUGGUUUCCUCCUCCUCCUCCUCCUCCUUCUCCUCCUGCUGCUGCAAAACCGCAAUGAAGGAAUUUAUUCGUUUGUUCUGAAGUCACAGAGAUGAGGUGACUUUUCCCCGCGUCGAGUGAAGAUCAGGGAAAACCGGACCUGUCGAUUCUCACCGACAACUCCUGCAGCAUCCUCCAAAACGAAAAAAACCCUCGGCUUUCACCUUUACUUGUUCUGUUUCCCUCCUCAGACUGGACACAGACUGACUGACCGCAGGGCUGAAUAAAUGGAUAAUAACGCUGCAAAUUCGGAGAAAUCUCACCUGAUACACGAGAGGAAUGCCAAGAUGUAUUCUUUAAAGCUACAAAGCUCCUUUCCAGACUCCAAAGAGCAGUAUCCCGACUUCCCCUUUAAAAACGGAGGCAUGGCCGGCGCCAUCGAGCUGAAACGACCCGUCGGCGCCCACUGCCACGGCACCAAAGCCCCGCCGUGUGAGGAGAGCGUGGACAAGCUGCUGGCCAAGAAGAAACUCUACAUCGCCUCGGCCGUCUGCCUCGUCUUCAUGAUCGGCGAGGUUAUAGGAGGUUACCUGGCCCACAGCCUGGCCAUCAUGACUGACGCCGCCCACCUCCUGACAGACUUUGGCAGCAUGAUGGUGAGCCUGUUCUCCCUGUGGAUCUCCUCCAGACCGCCCACCAAAACCAUGAACUUUGGUUGGCACAGAUCAGAGAUCCUCGGGGCAUUCAUCUCAGUCAUGUCCAUCUGGAUCGUUACGGGGGCUCUGGUCUAUUUAGCCAUCGAAAGGAUCGUGCGCAACGACUAUGAGAUUGAUGGCCAUGUAAUGUUGGUCACCUCCGGGUGUGCUGUCAUCGUCAAUAUUAUCAUGGCCUACAUCCUCCAUCACUCCACCACCUUCCACGCUCACGGCAGCGGCUACCACCACAUCGACGAGGACGGCCAGAGUCCCGUCGCUCACGGCCACUCCCACACGCUCCUCGGCGGCCACAGCAACACCAGCGUCCGCGCCGCCUUCAUCCACGUGGUCGGGGACCUGCUACAGAGCGUCGGCGUCAUGGUGGCAGCGACCAUCAUCUACUUUCGGCCUGAGUACAAAGUUGCAGAUCCCAUCUGUACCUUCCUGUUCUCCGUCUUUGUCCUGUGCACCACCGUCACCAUCCUCAGAGACGUCUUCAGGAUACUCAUGGAAGGUUCUCCUAAAGGAAUAGAGUUUAACUCGGUGAAGGAGGUGCUGCUGUCUGUGAAAGCCGUGAAGUCCAUGCACAGUCUGCACCUCUGGGCUCUGACCCUGGGCCAGGCGCUGGUCUCUGUUCACCUGGCCAUAGACGAGGGUGCCGACCCUCAGUCAGUGCUGCAGGAGGCCACCGACCUGCUCCACACCAAGUUCGGUUUCCACAGCAUCACCAUCCAGGUGGAGCUCUACUCUGAAGACAUGAGCCACUGCUCCCACUGCCAGGACCCCAGUGACUGACACUGAUACUGAUACUGGACUGAACUGGACUGGACCCAACGGGAAACGUGGAACGGCUCAGGCACAUUCUCAUUCUCUCUGACGGGCUGUAGUCACGACGCAGCUUCCUGUUUAAAAAAAGAAAAGUAAGAAAGAGUUUUUGGUUGGUUGCUGUGUUCGCCAUUUAAGUCACAAGAAAUCAGACAGUGAAAUCAUCCAUGUGUGGCUGUCGAGUGCUGACGAGGAGCUCCAUGCUAACAGUCCUAUGUCAUAAUGUUACACAAUGUUAAAAUGCACACAGGUAAAUCAGGUGCUGUCUUAUAAUGAAAUCUUAAAGAAGGUGGAGCCCCGAAGACAGUUUUGCCAAAAUGUCUGCCAUGCCCCAAAAAUUAUGCAACAGAGCCACGAGACCUCGUACAUCUGCAACAAAAACUAAAAACACAAGAUCACAUUACAACACUUUUUAUGAAAUAACCUUAUUGUUACAGAUAAAAAUAGUCUAUAAUACGUGCAUUUGUUCACUAGAUUUGGUAGCAAGUUUAAAGUAGUUGCAAACUGGUUACAGAACUUUUACUGUAGCUAAAGUUAAAAACAAACAAAAACAUUUUACUUGUGCUUGAAUGUGUUCUCCAUAUUUGUCCAUGCGAGCAGCUCGGGGGAAUUCGCUGCCGUCAAAUCUGCAUUAAUGUGACCAACAGGAACUGCAGCGGUUCAUCACGAGCACCCUUUCAAAGCACAAAAGUCAAAAUGGGACAAGGUGGUGUGGUAAUGACAAGAAUGCAGGGACAGA
Messenger RNA from Lates calcarifer (barramundi perch), 2309 nucleotides. RefSeq names its product solute carrier family 30 member 2 (gene slc30a2). Gene Ontology annotation, molecular function: zinc ion transmembrane transporter activity. Bases 338 to 1540 code for a protein of 400 amino acids. Lineage: Eukaryota; Metazoa; Chordata; Actinopteri; Centropomidae. Gene Ontology annotation, biological process: zinc ion transmembrane transport; response to zinc ion. Gene Ontology annotation, cellular component: plasma membrane. The record is from RefSeq and is a predicted model, not a curated record. The transcript is spliced from 8 exons.